AUGAGGAGUUCUUUAAUCAGGUGGACCAAAACAGCAGGAAGUGCCUCUGACAGAUUUCAAGACUCGAGUGUCUUCAAUGAAACUCUGAGGAUAACCAAUAUCCAGCGACAUCAAGGAGGCCGCUACUACUGUAAGGCCGAAAAUGGCUUGGGUUCGCCAGCUAUAAAGUCCAUAAGAGUGGACGUGUACUAUUUGGAUGAUCCAAUAGUAACGGUUCACCAGAGCAUCGGGGAAGCAAAAGAGCAGUUUUACUAUGAGAGGACGGUGUUUCUCAGGUGUGUCGCCAACUCCAACCCGCCCGUUCGGUACAGCUGGAGACGCGGCCAGGAGGUAUUGCUGCAAGGCUCGGAUAAAGGAGUUGAGAUCUACGAGCCCUUCUUUACCCAGGGGGAAACGAAGAUCCUGAAACUGAAAAAUCUUCGACCUCAGGACUAUGCGAAUUACAGCUGCAUCGCUUCGGUGAGGAAUGUCUGCAGCAUCCCGGACAAGAUGGUGUCUUUCCGGCUCUCUAAUAAAACAGCAUCACCUUCAAUUAAGCUUCUUGUGGAUGACCCGAUAGUGGUGAACCCUGGGGAAGCGAUCACCUUAGUGUGUGUGACGACAGGAGGGGAGCCAGGCCCUAGUCUGACGUGGGUGAGGUCCAUUGGCGUCCUGCCUGAGAAGACAGUCCUGAACGGUGGGACUUUAACGAUACCUGCCAUCACAUCAGAAGACGCUGGCACAUACAGUUGCAUCGCCAAUAACAAUGUGGGAAAUCCUGCGAAAAAGUCCACCAACAUUAUUGUAAGAGCCUUAAAAAAAGGACGCUUUUGGAUCACUCCUGACCCAUACCACAAAGAUGACAAUAUCCAGAUUGGGCGUGAGGUGAAAAUCUCCUGCCAGGUGGAAGCUGUCCCUUCUGAAGAGCUUACGUUCAGUUGGUUUAAAAAUGGACGUCCCUUGCGAAGCUCCGAAAGGAUGGUCAUCACGCAGACUGACCCUGAUGUUUCCCCUGGCACCACAAACCUGGACAUCAUUGAUCUGAAAUUCACUGACUUUGGGACAUACACGUGUGUUGCAUCUCUGAAAGGAGGUGGUAUAUCUGAUAUCAGCAUUGAUGUUAACAUCUCCAGCAGCACAGUUCCACCCAAUUUGACUGUUCCUCAGGAAAAGUCGCCGCUGGUCACCCGGGAGGGAGACACAAUCGAGCUGCAGUGCCAGGUGACGGGGAAGCCCAAGCCCAUCAUUCUGUGGUCGCGCGCCGACAAGGACGUUGCGAUGCCGGACGGCACGAUGCAGACGGAGAGCUACGACGGGAUCCUGAGGAUAGUGAACGUGUCCAGGGAGAUGACGGGAACGUACAGGUGCCAGACCAGCCAGUACAAUGGUUUUAAUGUGAAGCCCAGAGAAGCUUUGGUGCAGCUCAUUGUACAGUACCCCCCGGCCGUGGAGCCGACCUUCCUGGAGAUCAGGCAGGGCCAAGGCCGAAGCAUCACCAUGAGCUGCCGGGUCCUGAGAGCGUAUCCCACCCGGGUGCUGACCUACGAGUGGCGCCUGGGCAACAAGUUGCUGCGGAUGGGCCAGUUUGACAUGCAGGAUUCGACGGAGUACACCGUGAGCAGCCUCUCCCGGGACAGCUACGGCAUUUACAACUGCAACAUCAUCAACGAAGCGGGGGCCGGCCGGUGCAGCUUCCUGGUGACAGGCAAGGCGUACGCUCCGGAGUUUUACUACGACACUUACAACCCGCUGUGGCAGAACAGGCCCCGCGUCUACUCCUACAGCCUCCAGUGGACCCAGAUGAACCCCGACGCCGUGGACCGCAUCCUGGCGUACCGCUUAGGGAUUCGGCAGGCUGGACAACAGCGCUGGUGGGAGCAGGAGAUUACAGUGAACGGAAACAUUCAAAAGGGAGAACUGAUCACCUACAACCUCACCGAGCUCAUCAAGCCCGAGGCCUACGAAGUCCGCCUGACGCCCAUCACCCGCUUCGGGGAAGGGGACUCAACUAUCCGCGUCAUAAAAUACACUGCUCCAGUAAACCCGCACCUACGAGAGUUCCACUGUGGGUUUGAGGACGGUAACAUUUGCCUGUUCACUCAAGAUGAUACGGACAAUUUUGACUGGACAAAACAAAGCACUGCCACUAGAGACACAAAAUACACGCCGAACACUGGGCCCAACGCAGACCGCACUGGCUCCAAGGAAGGUUUCUACAUGUACAUUGAAACGUCACGCCCCAGGCUGGAAGGAGAAAAGGCCAGACUUGUUAGUCCUGUUUUCAGUGUCGCUCCAAAAAAUCCUUACGGAGCUACGAACACAGCCUAUUGUUUUAGCUUCUACUAUCACAUGUAUGGACAGCACAUAGGAAGCUUGAAUGUGUACCUGCGGUUAAAAGGUCAGACCACAAUAGAAAAUCCAUUAUGGUCUUCAAGUGGAAAUAAGGGGCAACACUGGAAUCAAGCCCGGGUUAAUAUAAACCCCCCAACUUCAUUUCAGCUCAUAUUUGAAGGGAUCCGUGGUCCCGGCAUAGAAGGCGAUAUUGCUAUUGAUGACGUAUCAAUCGUGGAAGGAGAGUGUAUGAAAUCAGACCAACCGGCCAACAAUUUACGAUCAGGUGCUGUUGGGACAGUAGUGCAUAUACGGCUUAUCCCAGUUGUCCUCCUCAUGUCUGUCUUAAGUCAUCAAAGGUGACCUUAUCCUGGCAGAGGCUACAACAGAUUCACCAGGCACUGGCACGAAGAAAGAGUCUUUGUAAAAUGGACAUUUAAAAACAAACUACCAAAGAUUCCUCCACUGACUGACUGAAAUGUUAAAUAAAUAAAUAAAUAAAUAAAUAAAUAAUAAAAAAGCACUGGGGACGUAAAAGGCAUCACGGGAGUGUAACUCACUAUGAACCACACGUGAGAACGGUAUCUGGCCUAAGGGAGGAAGAGACCUUCAGGUGCUUUUGUGGUCAAUAACGAAUACAGCAUCAUCUGGUUGAACUCUCGGAAAAGAGCUAUAGAAACCCUUGUCAAAGCAGAAAGUCAUGGCUGGUUUUGUUUCAAAUGAAUAGUUUGCUUGUUACCAUGGAAACCUAAUGGCCUGCCAAAAAAACAAAAAACAGAAAAAAAAAAAAAAGAAGGAGAGAGAGAGAGAAAAUUUAAAAAAAGCGAGCGAGCGAGAGCGAGAGAGCAACAGCUCACUGUAAACAGGGUAUGUGAAGAGCUGGCAUUCAUUUUCCCUUUGAGAAGGUUUUUAGUGUAGAGAUAAAUACACGUAGGCCCUUUCACCUUUGGCUGUCACCUCCCCUAGAGAAUAACCCUAAAUCAGAGCUGUUUUAAGACAUUUAUGUUUCAUUUCUCAUGGCUGUGCUUGAUAACUGUAUGCCGUCUCCUUUUGCAUGCAUUACUAUCCAGGAUCCGCGCCCUGGGCUUACAUAUUACACAGGCUUAUCGGAGUUUGCUUGCGGCCACCCGAACACCCCUCUCCCCUCCCCAACUAAGUCAUCUGUUCUAAUGACGUGAAGAAACCAAACCACCGUCUUUUAUAGAUUGCCAUGGAAACCAAGUGCCUUCAAUGAAACAAGCCUGAUUAAAAAUAAAAAAAAAAUAAAAAAAAAAACAAAAAAGGAGAGAUAAUAAUAACAAUUUCAACACAGAAGCUUGCACUGCUAAAAUGUGGUUUGUGUAAACUCUUUUCUAAACAAACUACGGAGCCUAAGCGUGCAGACUGCAGGCGAGAAAACAGAGCCGCUUCUGGAGCUGGACGGACCUAAGUCGCUGCGUAAGCCCUUGCGGAUGAGGUAUUUGUUGUUUCACCUUCCAGACAGCCAUGGCCUUUCAGCUUAUGAUCCAUUAGACAGUAGCUCCCGUUGGGCCUGAAAAUGGGAGCAGCACUGGGUUUUUUUGGGUUUUUUUUUUUUUCCCUUUUUCCAGGUUAUCAGGUGGGUCAACCAGAGGAAAAGGUGGUUAAGAUACACUUAGCGCAGAAGGUGGUAAAACACAGAAGUGAUUUUCUUGCUCUAACCUCCACCUGCACUGAGCUUGGCCCCAGCUUCAGCGAGACGAGAAGGUGUGUGCGUGUGUGACGGCAGUGUAUGUUAAAACACGAAAAGCGAAAUGAAACGCAGAUCUCUGUGGCAAAAGAGGGCCUGCAAAGCUGGCGUUAGGGAGGCGCUGAGGGUGCGGCGCCUCUGCCCUGCAGCCAGACUCUGGGCGGAGCGUGAAAGGUUAUCUUAUUAUUUUAGCAAAAUCUUAAAAAAAAAACAAAAAAACACUUUUACAAGAAAAUCAAACGUGUACAAAUGAUUUUGAGCUACCUGAACACAUACCAUACCUUGAACCAGCCAGUUUUCCAAUGCAUUGUAAAGUUCCCUGACAGUUGGUUAUGACAAUUUGAAGACCUUUUUCCUUAAAUUAUCUCAGCUUUUAACUUCAUUUAAAAAAGACUUUUGU
This is a messenger RNA of Struthio camelus australis, 4418 nucleotides long. Lineage: Eukaryota; Metazoa; Chordata; Aves; Struthioniformes; Struthionidae. The record is from RefSeq and is a predicted model, not a curated record.